AUGGCAGGCCAGGCCAUCUACGUGCCUGCUGAUGACUUGACGGAUCCUGCUCCUGCUACCACGAUCGCGCAUCUGGACGCCACGCCACCACUGUGCUGUCUCGCCAGGAGGCCCAAGAAGGGCUCCAUCACGUCAGUGCAGGCGAUUUACGUGCCUGCUGAUGCUCUCACGGAUCCCGCCCCUGCUACCACCGUCGCGCAUUUGGACGCUACCACCGUCGCGCAUUUGGACGCUACCACCGUCGCGCAUUUGGACGCUACCACCGUCGCGCAUUUGGACGCUACCACCGUCGCGCAUUUGGACGCUACCACCUUCGCGCAUUUGGACGCUACCACCUUCGCGCAUUUGGACGCUACCACCGUCGCGCAUUUGGACGCUACCACCUUCGCGCAUUUGGACGCUACCACUGUGCUGUCUCGUCAGGUGAGCCACCCGUUUACAUGGCUGAGGUGUUUACUGGCUGGCCGUUUACCCUUCUCCCCUUAUCCUGUCUCUUCUCUGCACACUCGCACAACCCCCUACACCACCCUAUCCCCCUCACAGGGUGUGUUGGACGGCAAGUACGAUGAUCUCCCUGAGCAGGGACAGGCGUUCUACAGGGUGGGAGGCAUCGAGGAGGUGGUGGUGGUGGCCAAGGCAGAGAAGCUCGCCAAGGAGCUCAGCUCCUAG
This is a messenger RNA of Closterium sp. Yama58-4, 669 nucleotides long. The record is from the annotation of a GenBank genome assembly. Lineage: Eukaryota; Viridiplantae; Streptophyta; Zygnematophyceae; Desmidiales; Closteriaceae.